GUUUCUGGCGUGGGCUCCAGAAUUUGCCUCCUGAGGGUUUCAUCCUGAGGCUGACUGACAGUCUACAGUCAACGGUUCUCUCCUCAAAGGCCAUUAGUACGACAAUGGUGUACCAUCGUGCCUUUCGCAAGUGGAAAGAUUUCGCUACCAGUAAGCUUCUUUCCUGCGCCUGUCCUGCAAGUCCCUGCCAUGUUGCCUUGUAUUUGCAACACCUCAUUGACUAGUCGCACUCUCCGUGCGUCGUAGACUCGGAUUUUUACGGUAUUAAAUGGGCUCAUACCAUGGCGGGUAUCCCCUCCCCUACGGAUAACCCAGUUGUUGAAGCGGUUAGAUGUGCUUCCAAAAGGAUUUUAGGUACUAGGGUAGUUAACCGUAAGGAACCAAUUUCUUCCUCGGUCAUCCAUGACCUUAUUGGCUUAGCCGACCUUCAAAACCCCGUUCAUUUACGUAAUGUCACUAUGUGCGUUUUGUCAUUCGCUGGCUUUUUUAGGGCCUAUUUACAUGGGGUGGGGGACCCCGGUCUAGUGGGGUUGAUUUCUUUUGUUUUCACGCUCUGGGGGCCACAAAACAAAAGAAACCUACCCCACUAGAUCGGGGUCCCCCACUCCAUGUAAACAGGGUCUUAGAUUUGAUGAUGUCUCCAGAAUUAGGAGGAAUGAUAUUUUCUUUCACGAGGGUUUCAUGGUCAUCAAGGUUCUCAAAAGUAAGAACGACCAACUCCGUAAGGGCGAUGAGGUGAUUUUUUCGGAAAUUCCUGGCCCUGCUUGUCCUGUCAAGCUUCUUUAGACGUACCUUGCACAUUUUUCUAUCCCCUCUAGCUCAAGGGAUCUCAUUUUUAGACCCAUCUCUAGGGGGAAGAACUCCUUUAAGUUAGUUUCCCAGGACAAGCCUAUUAGCUAUACCACAAUUACGGAGGCUUUUCGCAAAGACCUGAGAAGCGUCGGGGUUGACCCUUCCACUUUUGGUUUUCAUUCCCUGCGUUCGGGAGGGGCCACUUCCGCUGCUAAUAGUGGGGUUAGUGACAGGGUGUUUCAGAGGCACAGCCGCUGGAAGUCCGUUCAAGCCAAAGACACCUAUGUGGAUGAUGACCUAGAAAAA
Messenger RNA from Porites evermanni, 1098 nucleotides. NCBI's taxonomy places the organism in Eukaryota, Metazoa, Cnidaria, Anthozoa, Scleractinia, Poritidae. The record is from the annotation of a GenBank genome assembly.